UAAGGAGUCACCACUUCCUUUGGUUCCCAGAGUGCACUCGGAGGUCACAGCAGCUGAGGGACACCCCAAACCAGGUGUGAGCCUUUGCCCCACUGCCCAAGCCAUGCACCUCUGUGGGGGCGAAGGGCCGCUGACUGGGACGGACCCCGAGGAGCACCAGAGGCAGCUGAAGAAGAAGCAGAAGAACCGGGCGUCUGCCCAGCGCAGCCGGCAGAAGCACACGGACAAGGCGGACGCCCUGCACCAGCAGCACGAGUCACUGGAGAAACACAACCACACUCUGCGGAAGGAGAUCCAGGGCCUGCAGUCUGAGCUGGCGUGGUGGAGGCGGACUUGGCACGUGCACGAGCGCCUGUGCCUCACCGACAGGGCCUCCUGCCUGGCUCCCCUGCCCCCUGGCUGCCGUGGCCAGGCCCAGCGGCCCCCGGAACCCAUGCCUCAUAGGCCACAGGACUGCCAGCAGCAACCUGGCCCCUUCCAGAGCCCAGCCUCCUCUCCCUCGGCUCAGCAAAAACUCUCUCCAGAUCUGCCCUCAAGGUUCCAGCCUCAUGGUUCCCCUGGCCUCCUCAUGUCCCCUCUGCCCUCAAUGUCCCUUGGCCUUACUGCGACUACUGCACCUCCUGCCCAGCUAUCCCCCAGCCCUGUCCAAUCUGCCUCACCCUCUGGCUCCAGCCUAUUGGGACCUUCCUCCAAGCUCAAAGCCCUCCUGCCGAGCUCCUUAGCCCCGGCUGCCCCUCAACAGCCACUUGGGCUGGAGCACCUCACCAGGGAGGAGCUGGUAUCCUCACCCCACGGUCACGGUCCCUCGACUGCUCUGGGGCUGGCCUGUCUGCAGGACAUGGACAAGCCUGCUUUCUCAGCAGCAGAUCAGCAAGGGCUGGGUGUGGAUCUCAGUCUUCACCCUCUCCUGGCCUUCCCCCUGCUCUCCUCUGCUCAGGUCCACUUCUAACCCGGCCCCCUGGAGCUAGGCUGGCCCCUUCCUCAGGCUCAGGAGGCAGCCUUGGCACACAAGUGUCUUCUCCAUCGCCCCUGGAGGCUGCCCUUCUCAGCUGACCAGCUGGCCCAGCACUUCAGGGAAAGGAGACCAUCCCUGUGCGCCCACUGUUCUGCCUGGCCCUGUCACCACCACCAUCUCAUGUCAACUCCACGGUCAUUCUGCAACUCCAGAUUAUCACUCCACUUUUUCAGAGAAGGAGACAGAGGCUCAGAGAAGCCAAGUGACUUGUCCAAGGUCACACAGCCUUUCUUGGGACCUAAAACGCCACCAUCUGCUCCUCCUCCUCCUGAUAGAAUCCUGGCCCAGGUGACUUAGAGACUGAAGUCCUAAAAACUGUGGGCCGGUGCGAAGAGAUUUCAGUGCCGGGAGAGGGAGGAGCUCCCCCUCCACUUUGUGACUCCCAGGACGGCAGAGGCCUGCAGUCCCUGAAACUUUGCCCUAACUGCAGGGGGUCCAGGGUCCACGUCUGGGUGGGGAUAGGCUGGGCAGGAGCCUGGAAGCCGGCGCUUUCUUCCUGUAGCAGUGUUUUCCUUUUCAGAAACUGAGCCUGUAGGUGGGAGUUGGGGAGACGCCCAGCAGAGUCUCCCCUGGGGUGUCUGCAGGUGAGCUGCCAAUAGCCACACCGACACCUGGGAGACUCUGUAAGGUCUGCUCUCCGUGCGAUUCCCAAAUAACUCCCUGCCUCCCCCUCCCUUCAAGGCCACUAGGAACGUGAGAGACAACGUGCUGGAGGGAAGAAUGAGGGUAGGCUCAGGUGCAAGGUUAUGUUUAAGCAAGUGCUGGACCCAAACCUGGCGGUCGUGAGAGCUGGGUCUUCUUCAGUACUGCCCUGUCCCUGUGCAGCCCCCAGGUCCCUCUGACCAUUGUUCUUUGGUCGGGGCCCAGGCUGGGGCUCAGCUUCAGCGUCUGCCCCAAGGGGCGUUCUCACUCGGAGUGAGGACAAGCACUGCGAGGGGCUUGAGAUGAGAAGACCUGCUUCUCACCCAGAGGUUCAUCCGCCCUGUAAGCAGGCACCGUGCUGGUGUUGGACACACUCCAGGAUGCUGAGCAAAGUCUCGGAGCUCUGUUAUGGUAAAUAAAGUGUUUUCCGAU
Messenger RNA from Artibeus jamaicensis (Jamaican fruit-eating bat), 2089 nucleotides. It is a transcript of the gene BATF2, whose product is annotated as basic leucine zipper ATF-like transcription factor 2. Gene Ontology annotation, biological process: regulation of transcription by RNA polymerase II. Gene Ontology annotation, cellular component: nucleus. The record is from RefSeq and is a predicted model, not a curated record. The coding region runs from base 104 to 949 and encodes 281 amino acids. Lineage: Eukaryota; Metazoa; Chordata; Mammalia; Chiroptera; Phyllostomidae. Gene Ontology annotation, molecular function: DNA-binding transcription factor activity, RNA polymerase II-specific; RNA polymerase II cis-regulatory region sequence-specific DNA binding. The transcript has 3 exons.